GAGCGAGCGGUACCAUAGAGACCGGAAGUAAGCGCCAGAGAGCCACGGAGGAGCUAUAGAGGAGCGCGUGCGGUACCAUAGAGACCGGAAGUGGAGCGAGCGGUGGAGUGGGGGGAACCGGAAGAAAAGCCAGUAGUGGUGUCGAGGCAAGAUGGCGGCCACCAAGAGGAAGCGGCGUGGAGGGUUGCCGGUGCAGGCGAAGAAGCCGAAAAAAGACGACAGAGAUGCCGGGCCGCAGGCAAAGAGUGGCGUCACGACAGAAGAGGUGGAGGAAGAAAACAGAGACCGUAUCCCCGGCCCCGUGUGCAAGGGCAAGUGGAAAAACAAGGAACGGAUCCUUAUCUUUUCUUCCAGAGGAAUAAAUUUCAGGACAAGACAUUUAAUGCAGGACUUGAGAAUGCUGAUGCCUCAUUCUAAAGCAGAUACUAAGAUGGACCGUAAAGAUAAAUUGUUUGUGAUUAAUGAGGUCUGUGAAAUGAAAAACUGCAAUAAAUGCAUCUAUUUUGAAGCUAAGAAAAAACAGGAUCUCUAUAUGUGGCUUUCAAAUUCACCUCAUGGGCCAUCUGCUAAAUUCCUUGUUCAAAAUGUUCAUACCCUAGCUGAAUUAAAGAUGACUGGAAACUGCUUGAGAGGUUCUCGACCCCUUUUGUCCUUUGAUCCUGCUUUUGAUGAAUUACCACAUUAUGCUUUGUUAAAAGAACUCUUAAUUCAGAUCUUUAGUACACCACGGUAUCACCCCAAAAGCCAACCAUUUGUGGACCAUGUGUUUACAUUCUCCAUUUUGGAUAAUAGGAUAUGGUUUCGGAACUUUCAGAUCAUAGAAGAAGAUGCUGCUCUUGUAGAAAUAGGACCUCGUUUUGUCUUAAAUCUUAUAAAGAUUUUCCAGGGGAGUUUUGGAGGACCAACUUUAUAUGAAAAUCCUCACUACCAGUCUCCAAACAUGCAUCGGCGUAUUGUAAGAUCCAUGACAGCUGCAAAGUACAGAGAGAAACAGCAAGUGAAGGACGUGCAGAAACUGAGAAAGAAAGAGCCGAAGACCGUACUUCCCCAUGAUCCCACUGCAGAUGUUUUUGUUACUCCAGCUGAAGAGAAACCCAUAGAAAUACAGUGGGAGAAACCGGAACCUAAAGUUGAUUUGAAAGCAAGAAAGAAAAGGAUUUACAAGAGGCAAAGGAAAAUGAAACAGAAGAUGAACAAAGGGAAUGCAAAGUGAAUCCGCGGGUGACCAGAUUUGCAGUUAGCGUGUAUUUAUUCCAUACUGAAUAUGUAAAUACUUUAUUUUCUAGGUUCUCUUAGGUCUAUUUAGUGUGACAUUGAAUAAAGGAAAAUUUUAAAUCUUGAUGAUGUUUUUCUAAAUAAAAUAAAACCAGAACUGAUAAGUUAA
Molecule: messenger RNA, 1384 nt
Organism: Oryctolagus cuniculus (rabbit)
Lineage: Eukaryota; Metazoa; Chordata; Mammalia; Lagomorpha; Leporidae
Gene: BRIX1
Product: biogenesis of ribosomes BRX1
Biological process (GO): rRNA processing; ribosomal large subunit assembly
Cellular component (GO): nucleolus
Molecular function (GO): rRNA binding
Source: RefSeq, a predicted model, not a curated record